Messenger RNA from Monascus purpureus, 480 nucleotides. Lineage: Eukaryota; Fungi; Ascomycota; Eurotiomycetes; Eurotiales; Aspergillaceae. The record is from the annotation of a GenBank genome assembly.
AUGCCUGAGAUCAUGCACACCAUUGCCUGCGAUGACCAGAUCCAGUGUCUUUGGGACGAAAGCAGAUGGCAUCGUGAGGUAGAAAAAGACUUUCCGAUUGGCAGCAGCUCUACCCAGGAUAAGAUUAUAUCAAGAAAUUUGACCCCGGGCGUCUCGAAAAUCGAUGACGCACGGUACAUAUUGAGACCGGAGGCAAUUGAAUCUAUUUUCAUCCUGUACCGUAUCACCGGCGAUACGAUGCUCGUGGAGAAGGCAUGGAACAUGUUCAAUACGAUCAUUAAGCAUACCAUCACAGACAUAGCCCAUGCUGGUCUUCACGACUGCACAGUUGACAACCCACCGAAGCAAGACAGGAUGGAGUCAUUCUGGUUUGCUGAGACCCUGAAAUACUUCUACUUGAUUUUCUCGGAGCCCGAUGUUGUGAGUUUGGAUAAGUAUGUUCUAAACACUGAGGCGCAUCCGUUUCGACGUCCUGUAUGA